Synchytrium microbalum is the source of this 633-nucleotide messenger RNA. Its product is annotated as NAD(P)H dehydrogenase (quinone). The transcript has 3 exons. Gene Ontology annotation, molecular function: NAD(P)H dehydrogenase (quinone) activity; FMN binding. Lineage: Eukaryota; Fungi; Chytridiomycota; Chytridiomycetes; Synchytriales; Synchytriaceae. The record is from RefSeq and is a predicted model, not a curated record. The coding region runs from base 1 to 633 and encodes 210 amino acids.
AUGGCCAGCUCAAGCGAAACGAUACAGCCCCGCAAGCCAAAGAUAUUCGUCGUCUACUACAGUGUCUGGGGCCAUAUAAAGGUUUUAGCUGAUGCUGUCAAGAAAGGAAUAGAAGACAGUGGCGUCGCUGACGUCGAAGUAUACCAAGUCGCUGAAACUCUUCCAAAGGACACUCUGGAUAAAAUGUAUGCUGAGAAAUUUGAUGAUCCGAUACUGGACCCAAACGACUUGGCUAAAGCUGAUGGAUUUAUAUUCGGAGUCCCAACACGGUUUGGCUCACCAGCAACGCAAAUCAAAAACUUUUGGGACGCUACCGGCCAGCUAUGGCAGAAGGGCGCCCUAAUAGGCAAACAUGGUGCAGUCUUCACUUCCAGCUCUACCCAACACGGCGGCCAAGAAACCACAAUCUUCACCUUCUUGACCCACUACGUACAUCACGGUGUCCUCUUUGUGCCGCUAGGAUACUCUAGCAAGAUACUGCAUGACCAGACGGAAGUUAUAGGGGGUAGUCCAUGGGGUGCUGGAACGGUGACGGGAAAUGAUGGAAGUAAGAUGCCUUCGCCAAAGGAAAUGGAAUUGGCUGUUCAUCAAGGAAGAUUGUUUGCUGGUGUUGUUGCUCGUGCUACUAGAUAA